Molecule: messenger RNA, 1525 nt
Organism: Thrips palmi
Lineage: Eukaryota; Metazoa; Arthropoda; Insecta; Thysanoptera; Thripidae
Gene: Pex10
Product: peroxisome biogenesis factor 10
Exons: 5
Coding region: 306-1247 (313 amino acids)
Biological process (GO): protein import into peroxisome matrix
Cellular component (GO): peroxisomal membrane
Molecular function (GO): zinc ion binding
Source: RefSeq, a predicted model, not a curated record
AUGAGCGAGCAGAAGUUAGAAGCAGAAACUAUCGUGUGAAUUAUUUGUUAUGCACUUUAUGUAGUUGAGGACUAGUUUGAGUUUGCUUCGUGCACUCCUGAACUAUUCCUGAAGGGUUUUUGCCUCUAUGGUUGGUUUUUAAUAUACCCUAAAAUGGAUGUUUUUGAAAAAACAAUUUUUUUUAUGUACUUCAAUUGAAAAUACCAGUCAUACUGUGGUAUGAUUGAAUUCCAUCUCCUUCAUAUUCACUACAAUUGUCACAUUGACAACUCUUCAAAUUAUUUUAUCAAGAAGAUAUUUUAAAAAUGGUCAUUAAGCUGCGAACACUUGAGCCUGCGGGCACUGCAGAAGUUCUACGUGCUGCUCAACGUGAUGAGCUUAUGGUGGAACGAAUACAUCAAGAAACAUCAGAUCUACUUUUAAAAGCUGCAGGAAAUCGAGUGUGGAUGAAAUAUCAUGGUUCUCUUCCAAUUUUGUCAAAAAUACUGUAUGCUGCAGUUACUACUCUUGCGGACAUUCAAACUCUCGGGGAGGAAUAUACCGGUAUAAUUCAAAUUAACAGUACCCUCAGGCAACUUCCAAGCAAGAAGAGGAGACUUUUGGCGCUGCUCUUAGAAUGUUUUGGAGGGAUAGUCUGCGAGCGAUUGAUUGCAGCUUUCAAGCGUCAACUCCUCAUUCCAUCUGACUUGACUGUUGAAGCUCGGGCCUCGCUUCUUGAAGGUCUUGGUGCAUUGAAAAGCACACUAGUAUUUUUAACUCGUCUACACAAAGGCGUGUUUUAUUGGGGAGGUGAAUACUUUCAACUCUCAAAACGCCUUGCAGGAAUUAGAUAUGUACUGGUCAGAAGGUGGUUAAAAGACCAUUCAACUCGUCAGGGCUUUCAGCUUUUGAGCACUGUAACGAUGUUCCAACUCUUUAUAUAUACCGCUAUUUCAAGUUUUAGAUGGGCUCAGACAAUACCAGCAACCUUUCCAAGACUGAAGAAGUCUUUGGCCGUUUCCAAUAGUUCCCUGGAGGAAGAUGAACCCAAUCAGUCAAGCAGUGGAGCAGGAGCUGCUUAUUAUCGCUGCUCUCUCUGCUUAGAACCCCGUACGCAAGAUACAGCAGCACCUUGUGGACAUGUUUUCUGCUGGAGCUGCAUUACUGAAUGGCUGCAAACUCGUGCUCAGUGUCCUUUAUGUAGAGAUUUUGUGGAAGUGUCUAGAUUAAUACCAAUCCAAAAUAUUGCCAGGAUUCCAAGGAAUUAGUUCUACUGUAAAAUGAAACCUUUGAACACUCUUUAUAGAAUGAGUGUUUAUCAAUUAUUGAUGCUCUAUGAAAAUUUGAAAUGUACAUAGUUGAGCAGACAAAAGUAAAAGAGAAUCUUCUUGUUGAUUCACACAAACUUUAAUCUCACAGAAAUAUAAAGACGAUGGUACUUAGAAACAAGAUGCUUAUUACUAAAAAUUAAUCACAAUCAGAGAAAAUUAUAAUGAAACAUGAAUUAAAAUGUAUGAAACAAAAAACUCAGUCAACAGAAACAGAA